Xiphophorus hellerii (green swordtail) is the source of this 2833-nucleotide messenger RNA. RefSeq names its product C-X-C chemokine receptor type 3-like. Gene Ontology annotation, biological process: calcium-mediated signaling; positive regulation of cytosolic calcium ion concentration; immune response. Lineage: Eukaryota; Metazoa; Chordata; Actinopteri; Cyprinodontiformes; Poeciliidae. Bases 1641 to 2678 code for a protein of 345 amino acids. The transcript is spliced from 3 exons. Gene Ontology annotation, molecular function: C-C chemokine binding; C-C chemokine receptor activity. The record is from RefSeq and is a predicted model, not a curated record. Gene Ontology annotation, cellular component: membrane; external side of plasma membrane.
ACACACACGAACACACUUACUUCAGUUAUGAUUUAAGAGUGAUUAGUGUCUUUACCCAUAUUUGAAACAUUAAUUUUGAAGUAUGAAACAAAGUUGGCUUCAAAUAAAAGAGCUGUGUUGACUUUUAAAACCUUCUUGUCUGGCGGUCCAACAAUUAAUGGUUAAAUAAAUAUUAGAGAAGAUUCAAUCAUUUUCAAAGGGAUUCUGAGGCAACAUUUUUGGUACCAGGUAGAAAAGUUUUUUGACAGAUUGACAGACACGACUGUAUAGAUUUGCAAACACCAUGAGAAGCAGUGAUAGAUCCACAACUUGACUUACAGCUUCCUAGUGGUGUACGUCCCUCCCACACUCAGUUCCUCCAGACUAGUGGCAGCAGCAAUUAGCAAACACCUGAUGAAACUGUGUGUCUUCUGAACUCAUCAUAUGAACUACUUCUAAGUUCAAAGCUCCUAAGAACAGUUGUAAACAGCAUAAUGGAGAAACAUUGUUGUGAUGACGUGGUGAACGCAGAGUCAGAAGCAGGAAAGAAACAGAGGCUAAUUUCACAGCAUCAAAUUGUGAAAUUUGACUUUUAAGUUAUGUUCGAUAUUGAGCUAUACAUAAUUUUUAUAACAACUGAAGGUAACAUAGUUACUUAUUUGUGCUAUAAAAUGGACUGUGUGCCUGGAAAAUGCAUAAUUUAAGAAUGUACACUGAAUCCAAACACACUUUUUAAUCAUAAAGUGUUUAAAACACACUUUAUGAUCUGUAAAGUUUUACAGAAUCUUAGGUUCCUCUAAAACUAAUUCUAAAAUAAUCUCAUGAGCUGGAUUUACUGCUACAUUGACUUAAACAAGUCAAUUAAAAAUUGUAUGGGAAGACUGAAUACCUAACAUGUCUGUCAGACUGUAAGAGUAAAUUUGAGAAAUAAUCUACUUUUUAACCUUUACUCACAGCAGUCUAAGACAUUUAUAAACACCUCCAAAACAUCUGUAUAACUUCUUUCCAUGGACAAUGUCAAUGGUUGGAGAACACUAUAUACAUAAAAAUAAUCUUAGUUGAAUUAUGCAUAGGUCCCAGUAUACUGUUAACAACAUGUAAAGAAAUAUUCUGCUUCAAAAAUGAUUUAAUCUGUUGAUUUUCUGUCUCACUCUGCAGAUCAGCUUGAGCUAAUGGAAGGAUAACAUUAUUACAUGAUGCUUAGUGCCACUAAUGAUAAAUGAUUGUUGUUCAACCUAUAAGGGGAUUUUUAUGAAGGGAAAAAACACCACAAUCAAGAGGGGUAGUGUAGAGGAGGAAGCAGCUAUAAGAUAAUUGUACAUGGAAAACAACAGGAAGAUCAGGUUAUUUAGGGUCAUGUUAAUGACUGAAGAUGGCAGACGUCCUGACUUUUUAGACGGUUUUGUUCAAUUUUAAGUAUUUUCCAUUUAUGUGAUUUUGUCUUGUUAAUGUCAAUAAAAUCUGAAAUGUAUUUUCUAGCAUGCAUAGAAAAAGAAAAGUAAAACGGAAAAAAGUCUUGUUUGGUGAUUCCCUGUGUGAACCUGACUCAUUUUCAGUUCCCUUGUGGAAUCACUAAAUGCCUUAUAAAGCAAACAGGAUGUCGUCUCUGUUGCCUUGUUCUGAGACCAACAACAUCUAAAGAUCACAGUUUGGUGUGCAUUAUGGAAGCUCCUGUGAUGUCAUCAGAUGAAGAGCCAUGGUGGCAUGACUAUAUGGAUGUCUUGAAUAAUUUCAACUAUUCUUAUGAUCAAGACUAUGAAGAUGAUAUAUGUGACAUGACAGAGUAUCUAAACUUUGCAAAUGUGUUGAUCCCAGUUGUGUACUCAGUGGUGUUUGUUGUGGGAAUCCUGGGAAAUGGAUUGCUGCUGGGUGUACUGAUGAAGGGCAGAAAGGUCUGGAGCACAACAGACAUUUUGAUCCUUCACCGAGCUGUGGCAGACAUCCUGCUGCUGGUGACGCUGCCCUUCUGGGCUGUAGCGUCUGCCAGUGAUGCCGGAUGGGUGUUUGGGACGUUCUUCUGCAAGGUCACUGGAAGUGUUUUCACAAUGAAUUUCUAUUGUGGGAUUUUUCUCCUGGUUUGCAUCAGUGUGAGCUACCUCCUCUCAAUCCUUCCUUCUACCAAAGAGUUCAUGAAGAAAAAGCCCUGGGUGGUUCAUGCCUGCUGUGUGGUGGUGUGGAUCCUCUCCAUUCUCCUCUCCGUCCCUGACUGGGACUUUUUAGAAAGUGUGACAGAUUCAAGAGGAAAUACCACCAUGUGUGUUCGUAAUUAUGCAAAACGUGACUUGGAUGGCACUUCCUAUAAGAUAGUUGAGCGAUGGCUGUACCACAUAUUGAGUUUUUUGUUUCCUUCAGUUGUCCUGGUCCUCUGCUACUUGUGCAUCCUGUGGCAGCUGCGGUGUCGCACCAGAGGCUUCCAAAAACAAAGAACCUUCAAAGUCAUAAUAGCUAUUAUGGCAGUUUUCUUUCUCUGCUGGACACCGUUCAAUAUUACCCUUUUGAUGGACACAGUUGAAAUAAGCAACAGUAGUGCAACAGAAUGUGGAAAGCAAACAUCUCUGGACAGAGCUCUAACUGCAACUUCUGUUUUGGCUCUCAUCCACUGCUGCCUAAAUCCUGUUUUGUACUUUUUUCUAGAUGUUAAGUAUAGGCAACAGCUGAUGAGCAUGUGGACCAAGACAUCUGACAGCUCGGUUUUUUAAAGACUCUAAUAGAUUACCAGUGCACAUCACUUAAAUGAGAAUACAUUAUAGCCCCAGUAACAUUUUUCCUUUGUCUGUCUCUCAUAACUUCAUAUUUAAAUUUUUCUGGCUGCCAAGUGAAACAGUAAUAUGAAGAACUAAAGAAAUAUCUAAUA